Messenger RNA from Verticillium nonalfalfae, 2052 nucleotides. It is a transcript of the gene NPL4, whose product is annotated as nuclear protein localization protein 4. Gene Ontology annotation, biological process: ubiquitin-dependent protein catabolic process. The transcript is spliced from 3 exons. Lineage: Eukaryota; Fungi; Ascomycota; Sordariomycetes; Glomerellales; Plectosphaerellaceae. Gene Ontology annotation, molecular function: ubiquitin binding; ubiquitin protein ligase binding. The record is from RefSeq and is a predicted model, not a curated record. The coding region runs from base 1 to 2052 and encodes 683 amino acids. Gene Ontology annotation, cellular component: nucleus.
AUGUUACUGAGAGUCCGUGGUCCGGAUGGCAUGAGCCGUCUGACCGUCGACCAAAACGACAACUUUGGAGAUCUCGGCCGCCAGCUUCUUCCCAACCUCCCCACCACUGUCGACCCCACGACCAUUACCCUCUCCAACAACCCCAACGGCAACGAUUCCAAGCGCCUGGGGGACAUCGCCAACUUCAAACUCGGACAGAUCGGUCUCAAGCACGGCGAUCUCAUCUUUAUUACAUACAAGCACCGAGAUGCUCUUUCCAAUGGCGACGCUCAUGGAGCCACACCAUCGGCUUCAGCCCAGAUCCUCCCUUCUUCCAACCGACUGAAUGGCAAACCCAUCCUGCCAGCCGAGGACGUGCCUAUUGACCCCCUGCCGUCCACGUCGGCGACAGUCGAACGGAUCAGUAAACCCUGGGAGGUGGUAAAGCAGUCGGCGUUGGACGACCGACUGGACAAGAAGAACGGCAAGAUCCCACGAGGUCGCGAUCACAAAAUGUGCAAGCACGGACCCAAGGGCAUGUGCGACUACUGCAUGCCCCUCGACCCCUUCAACGCCAAGUACCUCGACGAAAAGAAGAUCAAAUACCUGUCCAUCCACUCCUACCUGCGCAAGAACAACGCCGCCACGAACAAGCCCGAACUCGGAAGCUCCUUCAUCCCGCCGCUGCAGGAGCCUUAUUUCCGCGUCAAGCGGGACUGUCCCUCAGGGCACCCGCAGUGGCCCGAGGGCAUCUGUUCCAAGUGCCAGCCCAGCGCCAUCUCUCUCCAGCCCCAGACCUUCCGAAACGUCGAUCACGUCGAGUUUUCCGACCCCUCCAUCAUCAACACCUUUAUCGAUGCCUGGCGAAAGACGGGCUCGCAGCGCUUGGGAUACCUCUAUGGCCGGUACGCCGAAUACGAAGAGGUGCCCCUCGGUGUCAAGGCGGUUGUUGAGGCCAUCUACGAGGUGCCUCAGGUUGACGAGUCGGAUGGCGUUUCGUUGAACGUGUGGGAGAACGAGGAGGAGGUGAACAAGGUCGCCAGGAUGUGCGGGCUGCAACAGGUCGGCGUCAUCUGGACCGACCUCCUCGAUGCCGGCAGCGGGGACGGCUCAGUCGUCUGCAAACGCCACGCCGACUCGUUCUUCCUAGCCGCCCAAGAGAUUUGCUUCUCAUCGAGACUGCAGGCCCAACAUCCCAAGCCUUCCAAGUGGAGCGACACUGGCCGGUUCGGCUCCAACUUUGUUACGUGCGUCAUCAGCGGCAACGAGUCUGGCGAGAUUGCCAUUUCGGCUUACCAGGUGUCCAACGACGCGGUGGAAAUGGUUCGGGCAGAUCUCAUCGAGCCCUCUGCGGAUCCAACACAGAUGCUCGUCCGUGACGAGGAGGAGGACGAUGGGACUGCGAGCCGCACUCGCUACGUGCCGGAAGUCUUCUACCGAAGAAUCAACGAGUACGGCGCCAACGUGCAGGAAAACGCAAAGCCCGCGUUCCCGGCAGAGUAUCUGUUCGUCACACUAACCCACGGCUUCCCUGCGGACCCCAAGCCUACUUUCAUCCAGCCUGGUUUCCCGAUUGAGAACCGUGAAUACAUUGGCGAAAGCCAAGAGCACUCUGCUGUCACCAAGAUUCUCAAGUUCAAUGGCGGCCAAAAGUCCAAGGACGAUGGCCUUGAGAUGUCCAACUUUCAUCUCCUGUGCUUCGUCCACCAAAUGGGCAUCUUAUCCAAGGAUGAGGAGGCGCUCCUCUGUCGCGUGGCCGCUCAGCACGACCUCGCUGAUUCAUACCAGCUACGCUCCACUGAAGGUUGGCAGACGCUCCAGGCGAUCCUGUCAUCGGCAGGUGAGACAACCCCCCACCGUGACACCAAACCCAAGAAGCGCUCGAGGGAGCCUGAGGGACACCCAUAUGCCCCUCCCACAAGAUCUGGCCCCGUUGGAGUCAACGGCGCCGGCGCCGCGGACAGCGACACGCCUCCCCAUUCAGCACGCAUCCCCAGCGAGCCCGGAGAACCGCUUGCUAAACGAUUUGCUGCCUUCAGGCUAAACGAGCGCCAACGGUCUCAAGGAUCGUGA